This is a messenger RNA of Sinocyclocheilus anshuiensis, 4006 nucleotides long. RefSeq names its product sodium/calcium exchanger 1-like. Lineage: Eukaryota; Metazoa; Chordata; Actinopteri; Cypriniformes; Cyprinidae. Gene Ontology annotation, molecular function: calcium:sodium antiporter activity. The record is from RefSeq and is a predicted model, not a curated record. Gene Ontology annotation, cellular component: postsynapse; sarcolemma; axon. The transcript has 9 exons. Bases 282 to 3092 code for a protein of 936 amino acids. Gene Ontology annotation, biological process: cell communication; calcium ion import across plasma membrane; sodium ion transmembrane transport.
CGCGCAUCACCGCUGCUCCAUGGAGACUUGAGCCGCGCGCACCGAGCGCAUUCACUGUGAAUUAAGCCGAACUACAGAAGAGCAAGUCAACAGCGAGUGUUGGAGUCCACCGGAAUACACACACCGUCUUUGUGCAAAGUUGCUUGACAAAUUUUUCUCAGCCUAUACAGGAGCUACUCAACAAAAUGAACCUCUGUUAACGUACGUCUGUCUGUCAGAGCAGAGGUUUAUUGAUCGUCAUCUCUGCGACUGGUGGACACAGUUACCGCUACACUGCCACCAUGCUUCAUUUUCGCCUUCCUUCGACCCCUUUCUCCUUAACUCCUUGCCUUUCCUCUCUCCUCCUCCUGAUCUUCCUCUUGGGGCUCGCCCAUCUUUCUCAGGCCAGUGGCGACGCCCACAGCAGCCCGGGGAACUGUUCAGGGGAGGACAGCUGCUCUGAGGGUGUCGUCUUGCCGGUAUGGAACCCCCAGAACCCCUCUGUAGGCGACAAGGUGGCACGUGCCAUCGUCUACUUUGUGGCCCUCAUCUACAUGUUCUUGGGCAUGUCCAUCAUCGCCGACCGGUUCAUGUCAUCCAUCGAGGUGAUUACAUCUCAAGAGAAGGAGAUAACGAUCAAGAAACCCAAUGGAGAGACCACCACUGCGACCGUACGCAUCUGGAACGAGACAGUCUCCAACUUGACCCUCAUGGCUUUGGGAUCGUCGGCCCCUGAGAUCCUGUUAUCCGUGAUUGAGGUCUGUGGGCACAAGUUUGAGGCUGGUCACCUGGGCCCGAGCACAAUUGUGGGUAGUGCUGCCUUCAACAUGUUCAUCAUCAUCGCCCUCUGUGUUUACGUGGUCCCAGAUGGUGAGGUACGCAAAAUCAAACACUUGAGGGUCUUCUUUGUGACGGCAGCCUGGAGCAUAUUCGCCUACAUUUGGCUCUACUUGAUCCUCGCUGUCUUUUCUCCUGGUGUAGUGGAAGUUUGGGAGGCCGUGCUUACUUUCCUCUUCUUUCCGCUCUGUGUGGUUCAGGCCUGGAUCGCUGACCGUCGUUUGCUCUUUUACAAAUACGUCCACAAGCGCUACCGUGCUGACAAGAACCGUGGGAUCAUCAUUGAGACGGAGGGUGACGGCAUGUUCACCAAGAUGGAUAUGGAGAUGGACGGCCAAGGUGCCAAUUCCCACCACAAGGAGGCACUUGAUGGGAUGCUGGCUGGGGUGGAGGAAGGAGGUGGAGGGGAAGAAGAGGAGGCGAGGAGGGAGAUGGCUCGUACGUUGAAGGAACUCAAGCAAAGACACCCGGAGAAGGACAUGGAGCAGCUGAUUGAGAUGGCGAACUAUCAAGUGCUAGUGCAACAGCAGAAGAGUCGAGCUUUCUAUCGCAUCCAGGCUACUCGCAUGAUGAUUGGAGCGGGGAACAUCCUCAAGAAGCAUGCUGCGGACCAAGCCAGGAAGGUGGUGAGCUGCCAUGAGGCUAAUGCCCAAGAAGAAGACCCUCACACCAUCUACCUGGAGUUUGAGCCCUCUCAUUAUCAAUGCUUUGAGAACUGCGGCUCUUUAAAACUCUCUGUGACCCGACAUGGUGGAGACAGCGGCUGCACUGUCAAGGUUGACUAUCGCACAGAGGAUGGCACUGCUAACGCAGGAUCAGACUAUGAAUUCGCCGAGGGCACCCUGGUCUUUAAACCGGGUGAGACGGUGAAGGAGCUGACAGUCGGUGUGAUUGACGAUGACAUAUUCGAAGAAGAUGAGCAUUUCUACGUACAUCUCAGCAACCCUCGUGUUGUCCACCGUGCCGAGGUCUCCGUCCUCGACCCUAAUGCGGUGUCGCCAGGCAACAGCAUUAUAGGGUCCAGCCACGUUCCUCCCAAAGCUGCCCUAGGUAACACACACACUGCCACGGUGACCAUUUACGAUGAUGACCACGCGGGGAUCUUCACGUUCGAGACCAAUUCCACACGAGUGAGCGAAAGUGUGGGCAUCAUGCAGGUGAAGGUCCACAGAACAUCUGGAGCAAGGGGGAAGGUGGCAGUACCGUACCACACUACGGAGGGAAACGCCAAAGCUGGAGAAGACUAUGAAGAGGUGGCUGGCAAACUGGAGUUCCUCAAUGAUGAGACCAUGAAAAUCCUGGAGGUGAAGAUCAUUGACGAUGAGGAGUAUGAGAAGAACAAAACCUUCACCAUCCACCUGGGGGAGCCGGUGCUGCUGGAGAUCGGGCAGAAACACGGAGACUCCAAUGAUAACAAACUGGCGGUGGGGGCAGAGGAAGAGGAGGUGGCCAAGAUGGGGUGCCCAAGUCUGGGAGAGCACACCAAACAGGAAGUGGUGAUAGAGGAAUCGUACGAGUUUAAGAAUACCGUCGACAAGCUCAUAAAGAAGACUAACCUGGCACUGGUGGUGGGCAGCAGCAGCUGGAGAGAACAGUUUGUCAGCGCUGUCACUGUCAGUGCAGGUGAUGAUGAUGAAGAGGAGAGCGGGGAAGAGCGCUUGCCCUCAUGCUUUGAUUACAUCAUGCACUUCCUGACAGUUUUCUGGAAGGUUCUGUUUGCCUUCGUUCCACCUACGGAGUACUGGAACGGCUGGGCCUGCUUCAUUGUCUCCAUCACGCUCAUCGGGGUCCUGACCGCUGUUACUGGAGAUUUGGCCUCUCACUUUGGUUGUACAGUAGGCCUGAAGGACUCUGUCACAGCUGUGGUGUUUGUGGCCUUGGGCACAUCUGUGCCUGAUACUUUUGCCAGCAAGGUGGCAGCCAUCCAGGACCAAUACGCCGAUGCAUCCAUUGGAAAUGUGACAGGUAGUAAUGCAGUUAAUGUCUUCCUGGGUAUUGGAGUGGCGUGGACCAUCGCUGCUGUGUACUGGCACAGUCAGGGCAAAAAAUUCCAGGUCCCGCCGGGGUCGCUGGCGUUUUCCGUCACCCUCUUCACCAUUAUGGCACUGCUGUGUGUUCUGAUACUGCUGUACCGCCGCCGGCCCUCUGUGUCCGGGGGCGAGCUGGGGGGUCCGCGAACCGCCAAGCUGCUCACCGUGUUCCUCUUCCUCAUGCUGUGGCUCAUCUACAUCCUGCUGGCCUCGCUGGAGGCUUACUGCCACGUGCCUGGCUUCUGAGAAAGUUCCUGAGAGAGAUGUACUCUUUGCUGUAAAACCUCCCAUCAUUCUUCCUCUCUGCUUUUGUGUAUAUGAGAAGUCUAAAAUGAGUGUUUACAUCUGUUCUUACUGAUUAUUAUCGCUGUUGAAAUUGAACUCGCAUCCUUUAGCUAACACUGACGUGGAUUUCUAGAUGAGUGUCAGUGGAGGAUGAUAGAGGCUCUGUGGUUUCAUGCACAGCUUCUCUUUAUAGAUGGAUCUCUUUUACAUGGUGUCUGCCACCCCCUGGAUAUUCAGACAGAGCAACUCUCUCCAGAAUACUCUCUAGAGAGCCCCCUUAGCGUUUUUCUUGCUUCAGUGCUGUUUUUUCCAAGGAUGGUCCUUUAUGCCUCACUUCGAUAUUCUCUCAGAAAUCCCUCAUCUAUUAUUCUCUCUUCCCUCCAAGUCGCUGUCAAUAGACUCAUUCCCACUGCAGAGAUCUGGGCAUGCUUCACACCUCUACCUACCCUCAAGACAUGAACACUCUGUUUCAUCUGUCUUCUCUUGCCUGUUACUGAAGCUCCCCGCAGACAUUCGUACCACACUAGCGCUUUUCAUUUUUCACAACUAUAAUUUCAGCUCAAGUGAUCCGGUGAGGGCUGAGCUUCUCAAACUGACUCCGCCCCUAAUAUGACCUUUGCCCAUAACCCUGGCCAAAUUCUACUCAAACAUCUUCAUCACCUCUGAACAUGCCCCAGUGCUACCUACACCAGACCUUCUUCAACUCUUGACCUCACGCUCAAUAAUUAUACAACAACUUCCUCACUAUUAACAUCACUUCAAUGUUAUCGCAGGCCCUGCCUAGUACUACUUAUACCCUUAUACUACUAUAGUGACCCUGCCCCAUCACUACAUACACCACACCUUCACUUCUGACUCCACCCAUUACACUACCU